This is a messenger RNA of Sordaria macrospora k-hell, 1812 nucleotides long. The record is from RefSeq and is a predicted model, not a curated record. NCBI's taxonomy places the organism in Eukaryota, Fungi, Ascomycota, Sordariomycetes, Sordariales, Sordariaceae.
AUGGCCCCCCCAGCCGAGAUCUCCAUCCCCACAACCUCCAUAUCCACUCCCUCCUCUUCCUCGGAGUCUGGAGGUACCAAACCAUUCACCCUCUACAACAUCACCCUCCGGCUUCCGCUGCGCUCCUUCGUCGUACAAAAGCGCUACUCAGACUUUUUGGCCUUACACCAAGCCUUGACCUCCCUCGUCGGCUCCCCGCCUCCCGAGCCCCUGCCCGCAAAGAACUGGUUCAAAUCCACCGUCAACUCGCCCGAGCUCACGGAAAAGCGCCGCGUCGGGCUAGAGCGCUACCUCCGCGCCAUUGCCGAGCCGCCCGACCGUCGCUGGCGCGACACCCCCGUCUGGCGCGCCUUCCUGAACCUCCCCGGCGGGGCUGGCGGUAACGCGGCUGCCAGCACGACGGGUAGCGGAAGCGGGAUUGAGGGCAAGAUCCCUGCUAUUGGGCUCAAGGAUGCCAAUCUCGCGGCUGCCAGCGACCCGGGCACGUGGCUGGACUUGCACCGCGAGCUGAAGGGCGCGUUGCACGAGGCGCGCGUGGCGCUGGGGAGGAGGGAUGGGGCUACGGAGAAUAUGACCAAGCUGGAGGCGGGCUCGGCGGCGAAGAGGGCGUUGGUUAGGGCCGGCAGUUUGCUAGGCGCGUUGCAGGAGGGGCUGGGGCUGAGACGACGAAGGGAUCUGUUGGCGGCUGCCAGGGUGGAGAGGGAUGGCUUGGAUAAACUCAGCUCGAGCCUAGCGCACGCAAGUCGCGAGGCGGCGAGGCAGGCUUCGAUUAGUGGGCCGUCUGCUGGAGGAGGAAGUGGGAGCAGUAGUGGGGAGGCCGGGGAGAGGGCGAAGCUGUUUGCUGCUGGGUCUUCAGCAGCUGGCGGCGGUUCGGUGAGGGGGGGAAGGGUGUUGGGCGCGCCGCUGCCGGAGACGGAACGGACGAGGGAACUGGAUAAUGACGGGGUGUUGCAGCUGCAGAGGGAUACGAUGCGCGAUCAGGAUAUGGAGGUCGAGGCGCUGGCGAGGAUCGUGCGCAGGCAGAAGGAGAUGGGAUUGGCUAUUAACGAUGAGGUGGAGCGCCAGACAAACAUGCUGGAUAACCUCAACACUAAUGUCGAUGUGGUGGAUAAGAAACUAAGGGUGGCCAAGGGACGGGUGAAGAAGCUUGGUUUUGAAGAGGAAGAGGAGGACGAGCAGGAUGAAGCCGCCGAUGAGGAUAGUCUCAACAGGAUGAUCUUUGUCAUGUCAAGCGAGGAAAGUUCCGUGGCCGAGAUUGUCGUUGUUCCUACUACGGUAGUGGUACAAGGAGAUCAACAACAGCAGGGGGAAGCUGUCCACAGACCCCGCCAAAAUGGCCGCAUACGACUACGACGCGAUCAAUGGCUGUUGUAUGAAUCAUUACCAGAUGACAACAACAACGACGACGGAGCCGACGACGGAGACGACAACGACGAAGACCACUUCAGCAGCAGCAACAACAAGAAGAACGAAAAGAAGACGAGGACGAAAACAGAAUCACAGAAACAACAGGAGCAUGUAGCAGCAGCAGAAGGAAAGGAAAGAAAGGAAGAAAGACAAGGAGAGAAGGGUACACCCUCGGGGGUUGGCGGUAGCAGCAGCAGCAGCAGCAGCGAAGAAGGCAACAACAUACUCGACGCCGUCCUUUUGCUUUGUGUCAAGGGCGUCCUCGCCGGCGUCCAGGGGUUCUGGUUGUUGCAGUGGGUGUUGGGCAGGUUGUCGGAUGUGCUCACCAAAGUGGUGGAGUUUGGUCUGCUUCUUUUGGGAAUACAACCUACUACUACUACUGUUCCUGCUGUUGGUACGGAGUAA